AUGACGGACGCAGGUCCCAGAAAAGAGACCCUGACGAACUUCAGCGACCUCGAUGAACUCGACGAACUCGCCGCGCCAGCGCCCAUCUCCCCUGGGUUCUCACAGCGUGAAACCCACCUUGAAGAGCGGCCGCAAGAUGAAGCCCUCGACGAACUUGCCGCCCCAGCUCCGAUUUCUCCCUCUACGAGCCACCGAGCGUCGCACCUCGAGGAUCGACCUAGCACCCCCUCCUUGACCGAGAAGUCACAGUCGCCCACCCCAAGCCCUUCACGCCUGGAAACAGAAACCUACACGAUAGCCUACCUGAUCCUCUUCUCCAUUCUCGGUACCCUCGCUCGCCUAGGCUUACAAGCACUGACCGUCUACCCUGGCGCCCCAAUCCAGACGGGCAUCGUAUGGGCCAAUGUCGCCGGCUCCAUGAUAAUGGGCUUUCUGAGCGAAGACCGGAUGUUAUUCCGGCAGGAAGAAGAGGAUGAAGCCAUGCGUACGAACGGCCUUGCACGCACUGCGUCGCAUAUGCAAAAACACACAGCUACAAAGAAGGGAUUACCCCUCUACAUAGGCCUAGCGACCGGUUUCUGUGGCAGUUUCACCUCCUUCUCCGCGUUCAUGCGCGAUGCCUUUUUCGCAUUGGCGAAUUCCUUGCCGGUGCCUGUUCAGCACCCUACUAUCCCUACCCCUUCUUCGACCGUCAUAGAUACGCAGAGGAAUGUGCAUAGGGAUGGUGGAUACUCCCUGAUGGCCCUUUUGACUGUUCUGAUAGCGAACUUGGGUCUCAGUCUUGGUGGAUUGCAGGUGGGCGCACAUGUCGCCCUCGCUAGUGAGCGCUGGUUGAUCCGUGUUCCAGCGCUGGUGGGACGGGUGAUUUUCGAUAGACUCGCGGUACUCUUGGCUGUUGGAUUGUGGGUGGGCAGUAUAGUCAUGGUCGUCUUGCCACCUGAUAGACCUAGCGGGCCGGUGGGUAACACGAGAACUUGGGCACAAGAGACGUGGAGGAGUCAAGCACUGUUCUCUUUAGUCUUUGCACCCUUAGGCUGUUUAUUGAGGUUUUACGUGAGUCUGAAAUUGAAUGGGAGGAUCAAGUCUUUUCCGCUGGGAACAUUUGCUGUCAAUAGCUUUGGAACGGUGAUGGAGGCUCUGUUUGUCGAUUUACAACGCGUGCCUGUCGGCGGACAUCUGGGCUGUCAAAUUUUGCAGGGCAUGGAGGAUGGCUUUUGUGGGUGUUUGACUACUGUCAGUACGUGGGUCGUGGAAAUCAAUGGGUUGCGAAGACGGCAUGGUUAUGUGUAUGCAGUAUCGAGCAUAGCUGUUGGGUUGGCCUUCUUUGUGGUGAUAUCCGGGAGCUUGCUAUGGACGAGAGGGUUCAAGCCGCUUACUUGCAUGACUUAA
This is a messenger RNA of Bacidia gigantensis, 1389 nucleotides long. RefSeq lists its product as uncharacterized. Bases 1 to 1389 code for a protein of 462 amino acids. NCBI's taxonomy places the organism in Eukaryota, Fungi, Ascomycota, Lecanoromycetes, Lecanorales, Ramalinaceae. Gene Ontology annotation, molecular function: fluoride transmembrane transporter activity. The transcript has a single exon. Gene Ontology annotation, biological process: fluoride transmembrane transport. The record is from RefSeq and is a predicted model, not a curated record. Gene Ontology annotation, cellular component: membrane.